AGAAAGAAACUGUGCUUGUGGGAGAUGCGGGACUGCAGGCUCCUGUCUCACCUGCCCGGAUAAGUCAGCGGUCCCCGCGGAGCUGGUGGCAAGUGGGGACUCAGCGCACAAGGAGUGAUACAGACCUUGGGCCCUUCCUGUGGGACGGGGCUCCACUUAAAUCUCAUAAUCAUUGGGCUGGAGGAAAGCUUAAUUUGCCCUUCUGGAGAUCUCUCCUGAUGAGAAGAGAAAGGAAGAAUGGACUACAGUCACCAAACUUCUCUAGUCCCAUGUGGACAAGAUAAAUACAUUUCCAAGAAUGAACUUCUCCUGCAUCUGAAGACCUACAACUUGUAUUAUGAAGGCCAGAAUUUGCAGCUCCGACACCGUGAGGAAGAAGAUGAGUUCAUCGUGGAGGGGCUGCUGAACAUCUCCUGGGGGUUGCGCCGGCCCAUUCGUCUGCAGAUGCAGGAUGACAACGAACGCAUUCGCCCCCCUCCAUCCUCCUCCUCUUGGCACUCCGGCUGUAACUUGGGGGCUCAGGGCACUGUCCUGAAGCCCCUCACCAUGCCCAACAUUCAGAUCUCAGAGGUGGAUGCCCUGCCCGAGAACGAGCAGACCUCCAGCCCCACAGACUCCAGGGGCCUGAAGCCCCUGCAGGAGGACACCCCACAGUUGAUGCGCACACGCAGUGAUGUUGGGGUACGUCGUCGUGGCAAUGUGAGGACACCCAGCGACCAGCGGCGAAUCAGACGCCACCGCUUUUCCAUCAACGGCCAUUACUACAACCACAAGACGUCGGUGUUCACGCCAGCCUAUGGCUCCGUCACCAAUGUCCGCAUCAACAGCACCAUGACCACGCCUCAGGUCCUGAAGUUGCUGCUCAACAAAUUCAAGAUUGAGAACUCGGCGGAGGAGUUUGCUUUGUACGUGGUCCAUACCAGCGGUGAGAAACAGAAGCUGAAGAACACGGAUUACCCCUUGAUCGCCCGAAUCCUCCAGGGCCCAUGUGAGCAGGUCUCCAAAGUGUUCCUAAUGGAGAAGGACCAGGUGGAGGAGGUCACCUAUGACGUGGCUCAGUAUAUAAAGUUUGAGAUGCCUGUCCUUAAAAGCUUCAUCCAGAAGCUCCAAGAAGAAGAAGAUCGGGAAGUAAAGAAGCUGAUGCGCAAGUACACCGUGCUCCGGCUAAUGAUUCGGCAGAGGCUGGAGGAGAUAGCCGAGACCCCAGCCACAAUCUGAGCCACAGGAAGGAGGGGAGCCAGGCACUGUCGGGGCCGUUGACCUGAGAAGACCCACAGGAAGCUGCGUGCCUUCCAUGGAAACGUUUACAUGCAAAGCUUUCCGGCUCCCAACCCGCCAUCUGCUGCCUGGAGGAGGAAGGAGAAGCCGGCAAACAACUCCCCAUCCUGAUUCCUCACUCAAAAGGACUUCCGAUUUUUGUUACAAGGAGAACCCGAAAUGUGUGUGUGUGUGUGUGUGUGUGUGUGUGUACACGUGUGUGUACACGCACAUUCGCAUGCCUAUCUGAUAUAUUCACAUGCAAUUAAAUUCCAAGCAACCAGCACAAGUGCUGUGUGUGGGGCUGGCAGACGUGGCGCCCGUGGGCAGGAAAAUCAGAGGAGUCACCGAUCGGAGAGGUUUUAGGUUGAAGAAAAGAUUUCUCCCCUCAAGUACCAGGGAGCAGCCACACAAGUCUGCCUAUGUUAGAAGGGGCAGGGGGUUUAGCAAUCUCACCAUUUAGGGUAUUUAUACAUUCAUAGAUUCUCCCUGUAUGCCUUGAAGGAUCUGCAAAUUAACCAACUAACGCACCAGACCCUUGGGGCAGGUCUGGUAGAAAGAAGAAGAUAAACCAUCAGUGGGGUAGAUGCAAUAAGCCCGCAAGUUUUUACACUGGAAACUUUGAUUGUUUUAAAUAACAAAGACCUAUGUGAUGAUCUAUGUAGGUGCCAGGAAAGAAUGGAUUUUAUCUCCGUUCUUGCCUCCUGGGCCACCUCUAGGGACAGGAGGGCAGCCUGACAUUUCUCUCAGCAAGCUGCUGACCCCCACUCUUUGGCACCUCCUUGAGUUGAAAGAAGUGUCUUAUGAAACAGGCCUCACUGGUUUGAAGGUGGCGCUGACAGGCUAGCGAGGCCAGGGCCUGGCCGUGUGUGGCUGAGGGGUCUCCCUACGUAGUGAAAUGUGGAGGCUCCUUGCAGAAACAACAGGUGCCUGUAAGCCCAGCCCAUUUUCACAUCAUCAAGGGGUCUUCAUGCGCUUGGAGUUGAGGCCUUGUGUUUGAAGUCGAGGCUUUAUACUUUGCAACCACUGGAUUCUUGCAUGUCGCCCUCACGUGUGUAUGGAGAUGGACUCCAAGAGUGAAGGCUCAUCCUGCUGCUGGCCAAGUGUGGGGCUCAGGGGUGCCCUCUGGGCUGCCCUGUGAAAGCAUGUAGUGCGGAUGGAGCUUCUCUCUCAGCUCCUCUGAGCAGCCGCCUGGGUGAUCUUUAGAGCAGACCCCAGUGGAGGGGGAAGGGCAGGAAAAGGCACUCCCUGGUGGCCCCCACUGGAAGAUUGCCAGUGGCCCAGCUCCAGGGAAGCUGAUGCCAUUUGAAGAAGGAUGGACAGAUGCUUGAGCAGCGUGCCUGGCUGUGGAGGUCAACCCAGCAGGACCAGGAGCUCCUAACAGCAGGUGUCUGAGCCUUGCUGGGACAGGGGAGCUCCCCCUGUCUUCUCCACUUCCUCUCCAAAGAAGGUUUGGAAUGCUGGGUGGCUGAGGAAAGAAGAGUCACUGAUCUGGGCCUGCGGGGAAGGCGGGCCUCUGCAGCAGAGCUGGUGCCGCCCGAGGCACCCUUGCCCCCUACCUGCCCCUGUGGCUUCCAUGGCCUCUACAUGGCUCCCAGCUGUGCCUGGCAUUUUGCCAGGGGUCCCUUAGCAAGCUUACUUCCACUGUGGGGAGCUCUACCAACCUGUGGGCAUGGCCAGGAAUCUGCAGGGCCCUGGUCUCAAUCAUACACUUCAGUGGGCUUCUGCAAAAAGCACAGAAAAAAACCCCCCAAAAAACCGGGGGCCCGGGGAGAGGCUUUCUUUGUUAGAGAUAGGAAAGAGCAGUUUUGUGAAUGCAAACAUACUUCCUGAGUUUUGCAUUUGCGAAAUGGCUCGGAAAACGUUUCUUCUGGUUAUUUUAAUUUUGAAUGUUCAAAGCCCUUUUUUGGCCCCAAUAAUCCUCCUUGGGUGGCUAGGGAGAAAAGUUUCCACAAAGCAAGUUACUAAUGACUAACUUAUUGGACAGCUGUUUUGGGUUAUCAAAGUUCUCUUUAAUUUGCACUAGCACUGUGAGAGUGUUCAAUACGAAACGCUGCAGAACGUCGGGCCUGCCUGAUCGCUUCCUGAGAAAGUGAUAUUGAGGUAGACUUGGCUCUUUAAAGAUGGGGGACUGGGACUGAGGGGAAAUCAUAUCUUACACAAUACAUUCCACCUAAUGCAGGCCGCGCUUUUCCAUUUUGGCUCGCCCUGUCUAGAGAUCUUUUCUCACAUACAAAUAACCCAAUCAGGGAUUUUGGAAAGGUGCUUUGAAAGAGCAGCAGCUGAAAUAGAGACACUCCGCUGUGAUGUGGAGCCAGAUUUUCUCACUGGUAUCACAUGGCCUUGCAGCUUUGAACUCCUGGACUGAUUUUGUAUGGGUUUAUGUAAUUGCGUGCAAUGAACCUGAAAUCGUGCGAUGAACAAAAGGCCAGUUUGUAGGUUUCUUCCUCACUUGUGAAAAGCAGCAUGGCCACAUCUGGCUUUCUUUUUCCAGGGGCUUAUGUUACAAGCUGAUCAAAUGAAGGAAAAACCUAAGUUCAUCUGGUUGGGAAGGGUGUCUGGUCCCCCAGGUGAUGAAAUUAAGCACAAGGUCACAUUCUUGGUCAUUGCAUUAGUGGGAAGGUGAUGAGUUAAAUUGUUGAGGGGGGGAGUGGUUACCUUGGGGAGCAACUGAAAAGCACAAACAAUAGGCUUGCCUUUGCAAACUGGUGAGGAAUGUGCACACUGGUCUCCAGUCUUGUGGACUUUGAGUUGAGGUUGAAGCAAGAGGAUCUCAGAUUAGCCACCCAUCCCGGUGACAGUGGCUGAGCCCUGAGGUUGAGGUUUUGUUCUGAGACUUCAAGGAGAAAUGUUUUCAUGCUUGUCUCCUCUACCAGAACAAAAACAAUACUCUCUCCAGAGAUCUCCAGAUAAAGACGUUUAUAUUCUUUGCAGAUAAGACUUUGGGCAGUAAUGACAAAACAAAAACCCGUUCUCCCGCAGCACAAAAAUGUCUUGGCAAGAAUUCUUUUCUUCAGUGUUGGGCUGUUACUGUUUUGGUGUGAGGAGGAUGGAAGGAGAAAUGGACCACAGAAGGGCAGGAAGCUCCCGUAAGAAAAGAGAAGCUGUCUUUCAAACAAAUAAACAAAAAACCAAACUAUUUCAAAGCUCUGUAGCAUGGAGAACAUGGUACCACAGAUAAAUACCCAAGAGAGAAAUUUCUAUAUAACAAAGGAAUUCCAGUGUCUCAUAGUGACCACAUCCUGAUGUGAGGACUGAAGGAGGAGAGAGAGGAAAUCUUGAGCACCCUGAGGCAGUGCACACUGUCAAGUCUCUACUUAAAUUGUCUCACACGAAGUCUUCCUGUUGGAGGCAGAUGAGAUGAGAGAUGAUCUCCUAGAGAGAUAAAAAUAGAACCAAAUGUGGCACCCCUUCCUUCAGACACAAUUGACAAUAUUUACCCUGUCCCUGGAGGUUACAGCGCUUUCUGUGUUUUACCCAAGCACCAGACAUGGACAGACUGUGAAGGGAAAGCCUCAGUUUACCUGUGGAAUUUCCUGGCAGAUCGCACACCUGUUUCCCAGGCUGAUGGUUUCUGGUGGUUUACUGCUAGUGUUUCUUAAGCGUUUCCCGCCUUGUUUUAGCUCUGUGAAGUUUUUUUUCUCUUUUUUCUUACUCAUCACUUGCCUUUCAAGCAAUGGUACAUGACCUGGUUCCAUGUUUGGUUCUGAAUUUGUAAGCUGAUGUGUUUAGGUAUCUUAAUGUAACUUGACAAGUCCUCAAUAGGGAGCUGUGAAUUUCUGUAACAUUUUGAUAUGUUUUAAAGCACCUGACUUAGAUCUUGUUGAAUAAAGCACUUUUCAAAGAGAA
Messenger RNA from Camelus dromedarius (Arabian camel), 5106 nucleotides. It is a transcript of the gene RASSF2, whose product is annotated as Ras association domain family member 2. Gene Ontology annotation, biological process: signal transduction; positive regulation of protein kinase activity; positive regulation of JNK cascade. The transcript is spliced from 11 exons. NCBI's taxonomy places the organism in Eukaryota, Metazoa, Chordata, Mammalia, Artiodactyla, Camelidae. The record is from RefSeq and is a predicted model, not a curated record. Gene Ontology annotation, cellular component: nucleus; cytoplasm. The coding region runs from base 238 to 1218 and encodes 326 amino acids.